Molecule: messenger RNA, 1927 nt
Organism: Cryptotermes secundus
Lineage: Eukaryota; Metazoa; Arthropoda; Insecta; Blattodea; Kalotermitidae
Exons: 2
Coding region: 819-1601 (260 amino acids)
Source: RefSeq, a predicted model, not a curated record
UUGUCCGCCGAUGACUGGGACCUGAUCGGCUGCAUCACUAGUGAGAAGGCUUUACGCUUUGCUGAUGAUGUAAGAGCCAGGCACUGCAAGAAGUUUCGAUAUUUGCAUGAGGCCCAACACCAGCCCGGCCCACCUGACAGCAAGAAGAGACAGUGGUCAACCUGAGUGAUGUGCCAUUGGAUGAAGCGGCUUUCUCGCCCCUGAGCAAGGGCCUCAACUUUGCUGUGGCUCCGGUGUCCGUUCCCAUUAAGGAUAUCCUGUGUGGGGUGGAGAAGGCGAUAGUGGCCCUGCUUGUAGAGACUGCGGAGGAGAUCCGACAGGAGACGGUCAGGAUUCUGAAGAACUCCCGCAAACCCAAGGACAACCUGACUGGUGCCGAGAGAAGAGCCCUUUGGUCCUUAAAAACCAAUGAGGUGCUCACUCUCCUUCUGGCUGACAAGGUUAAUGCAGCCAUGGUACUGGAUACAUCUGACUACAACUGAAAGAUCGCCGCUCUCUUGGAGGAUAAGGCCUACAGGAAGUUGAAGAAGGAUCCAACCAAUACCACAGAGCGCAAGACUGUUCUUCUCCUGAAAAAGUCCCCGAUUGCUGAGGAGGUCUGCUGACAGCUACGACCUCAAGGUUCCAGGCCACCUAGACUCUACAGGUUGCUGAAAAUCCACAAGCCUGACGUGCUGAAAUCCACAAGCCUGACAUUCAACAAAGGCCCAUUGUGAGCACCAUUGGCUCUCCUACCUAUUGCCUGGCCUACUGAGCACAUACACUGACAACGGUCCACACCACUGUCACUCUUCACCAGGGUGCCUAUAAAGGAUACGAUGGAUCUGCUAGGACGACAUUUCGCAGAAGACAUCUUGAGACUCUUCCGCCAUGUCCUGACCACCUCAUACUUCAACGGCCAGUUCUAUGAACAAACCGAUGGUGUGGCGAUGGGCUCGCCACUUUCUCCGGUCAUUUCUGACCUAUGUAUGGAGGACUUCGAGGAGAGGGCACUUGACUUGGCCCUGCACAAGCCCCACUGCUGGUGUCACUACUUGGACGACACCUUCAUCAUCUGGCCACACGGGCCCAACAAGCUCAAGGACUUCCUGAACCACCUAAACAGUAUCCACCAGUGCAUUCAGUUCACAAUGGAGACUCUGAAACUGAGGAGUAUAGAUAUUUACAGGAGACCCGACGGUUCUCUGGCCCAUAGAGUGUACCGCAAAUCCACCCUUACAAACCUCUCCCUUAACGCUGCAUCCCACCACCACCCUUCCAACAAGCAAGCUGCACUUUACACAUUGGUGCACAGGGCUAAAGCUCUUUGUGAUCAAGACAGCCUACAUGUGGAAUUGGUGCUCCUGGGGUAUGUAUUCAGGAAGAAUGACUACAACAACCGGCAGAUCCACAGAGUUCUCAACCAUCAGCCCAACAUCAGCCGGCCUGAAGAUAAACUGGGCUCAGUUGCCUUUCUUCCCUAUGUUGGGACUAUAUUCAACCGUAUCAGCAGAGCGCUGUCCCAGCACAACUUCAAAGCAGUGGGUCUGCCUCCAAACAAAUUAUCCAGUUUCCUCCAGCCGGCCAAAGAUAGCCUGGGACUAAGGACAUCGGGUGUAUAGAGUAUCCCAUAUGAGUGCGGCAAGGUCUAUGUUGGGCAGACGGGCCACUCUGUGGACAGGGUUGAAGGGGUAUCAGUGGCAAUCCAUCUCGAACAUCCGGACAGGUCAGCCAUGGCUGAACACAGCAUCAAUCUGGGACACUGUAUUCAGCUUCAGAAUACCUCCAUCCUUGCCACCAAGACCGAUAUAUGGAUCACAUUAUUAGGGAGGCCAUUGAGAUUGAACUCCAUCCCGAAGAUAUGAACAGGGAAGGGGGGUUUUGUUUCGGCAAGUCAUGGAAGCCUGUCAUCUGUUCCCUAAAAAUCCCCUUGGGACAUGACGCCAGA